AUGAACACCCCCAUGCUGCAGUGCAUCAUCUGUCCCGGACAGCCUCGAUUCAGUGAUGCUUCACAUCUUUUGACCCAUGUUGCUUCGAAAUCUCAUCUGUCCUAUUACUUCAAGCUUCAAGUCCGCAGCCACCAAGAGACUCAAGCGAUCGAACUCCUCGAACAAUAUGACGAGUGGUACAGCGCCAACAACCUCGCACAAUUGUUGUCCGACAGAAUGACCUCCAAAGAUGAUCGGAAGAAAAAGCACAAGUCACAUCCGAAGGGACCAGUCGGUUGCAGUGUUCAGCGUCAACAGAGAAGCUCACGGAGGUCGAGUACAAAAGAUCAUAGCCUGUCGACAGCCCCCGCCCUUCCCGAAUACCUCGAUCCCCGUCUGGCGAAUGGUGCAGAGAAUGUGGAACAUAACAUGAAGUCCGAGGAUGUCUCAUUCGUCUCAUGCUAUGCAACCCCAGCCACAUCUACGGCUAUUGAUGGCCAUCCUAUCAUGGAGAUAGAGGCUCAUCUCAGAAUGAGCAUAACACAUUCUAUGGGGGUUUUGAAUCACAAUGGAGAACAUGGGGAGGAUUGCAGUCGUGUCGAGAAUGCCUAUAACCCGUUUCCUGAAACACCCAAGCAUCAACGGACGAGAGAAAGACCGGAUGACAUGCCUUCAGCAAUGGGUUACGACAUAGUAGAUCCGUUUGUGGACAACAGAAGGCUUUCCGGGGCUUCAAACGACAUGGAAGCUGAUAAGGAGCGAGCAGAUGAGAUGGCGAGGCUGAAGGGGAUACUGUGGCCCGGGAUGGAUAUAUUUGAUUCGGCAACUCAACAAAUGCGGCGCAAGCGUAAUCAGAAAAAGGACGGGAAUGUGCUGAGGAUGAUGGAGAUGACAUCCUUGCAGGUGGAGCCUACUGAGCUCAUUUUUUCACCAACGGGACUAUUUAGGAAGCAGCGCACGAUCACUGGUAAUGUUGAAGAUAACAGUCCCUUGAAAGGAGAGACGCCGAUCCCAAAGCGACGACUGUCUCGCUCCAAGAAAGGGGUUCUUCGUCGAGCCGACCCUAAUCGACCACGAGCCCAAGACCGAAGGCGGUCCAAAAGGACUGUCAACAGCAAUCGCAACAAGACCGGAUUCACGGCAUAUGGUGCCAAUUCUGGUUCUCCACCUCAAUUUGAUAGAGGAUUGAAAGACCUCGGAACAUCAUAUACUCCCGACGACGGCGAAAUUGGUCUUGCUGUGCAGGCAUUUGGAAAGCGAGCCCGCAAUGCGUUUACCAUAUUUGCCGACGAAGAUGAUCGGAGCAAAGCGGGAUACAAAGAUCAGCCUGCACACUCUAAGCCCUCUCGGGAAACAUUGACACCAGCUCGUUUGGUUCUGAACAGCAAGCAUGACUCCAAUGAUCAUGUAGGAAACCCUGGCCCAUCGGCACUGGAUAAAGAAAACAUUGAACCGAUGAUGGCUCCCCAAGGCCGAAUUGGCUUGCAUGGUUGGCACUCGCCAUUUCCAAGACGAAACGAUACGGACAAUGCAGGGUAUACGCCAGGUUACUACUAUGAUGAGCCGUCUCAUGGAGAUCUUGGACAUGACGACGGAUCCGAAACUGCUGCAUACCGAUCCAACCCUCUCCUGGCGCCGGGCUCAAAAAUGGAAUACUACGAGGCCAGCUCAUACGGACAAGAUAUAAUGAUGGCUCACGGAGUUUGGACAGCUUCUCUACAUCAUGCAUCUUCAAAUGCGACCAUCUCCGAGGAAGAUCAUCAUGAUCUUGCCCAGCUAUAUUUAGCCACACACGCAGACUAA
Messenger RNA from Penicillium angulare, 1782 nucleotides. RefSeq lists its product as uncharacterized. NCBI's taxonomy places the organism in Eukaryota, Fungi, Ascomycota, Eurotiomycetes, Eurotiales, Aspergillaceae. Bases 1 to 1782 code for a protein of 593 amino acids. The transcript has a single exon. The record is from RefSeq and is a predicted model, not a curated record.